AUGUCUCAUCAUCCAUCAUCACAACGUGGUUCACCUUUUGGUGAUUAUGAUCCUUACUAUGGAGGUGGAGGAUAUUAUGGUCGUGGUGACAGAGCAAGCGAUUUUUCAUUGUUUAUGAUGGAUCCUAAUGUUAAAAUGUACUGGGUUGCCUUCUUCUCCUUACUUGCUUAUUGGGGUUUAGUAUGGUUCCUUCGUCAUGUCUUUGGUGAUGGACACUAUUCAUCAGGAGUCAAUACAAGAACAACUGAAGAUGGUGUUGCUGUUCCUCAAAAUACCGAUGCUACUGGAGGAUAUCGUGGUUGGAUUCAACGACCUGGUACUUCUAAUGCCCAUAAUAGAUUGACACGCGCAUCUCAAGUACUAGGUGAUCUUAUUUUGAUGUUGUUAUCUGUAUUGGUAUUAAAUACCAUUGGUCAAAGCCGUACAAGAAUUGUGAUGAUUUUAACUUGGGUAUUCUUUGGAUUUGCUGUAUUUUGGUCCAUUUUCGAAGCUGCCAAAGAAAGUCAUGUAGCACGUUUCCUUUUUGGGAUGAUCUUUUAUGGUAUUGUCUUGGCUAUCGGUAUUCUUUCCUUUACUCAUGGUUUCCAUGGAUUUUUUGACUGA
Halteromyces radiatus is the source of this 603-nucleotide messenger RNA. RefSeq lists its product as uncharacterized. The record is from RefSeq and is a predicted model, not a curated record. NCBI's taxonomy places the organism in Eukaryota, Fungi, Mucoromycota, Mucoromycetes, Mucorales, Cunninghamellaceae. Bases 1 to 603 code for a protein of 200 amino acids. The transcript has 3 exons.